Messenger RNA from Morchella sextelata, 525 nucleotides. RefSeq lists its product as uncharacterized. The record is from RefSeq and is a predicted model, not a curated record. Lineage: Eukaryota; Fungi; Ascomycota; Pezizomycetes; Pezizales; Morchellaceae. The transcript is spliced from 4 exons. Bases 1 to 525 code for a protein of 174 amino acids.
AUGUGCGGAAGCAGUCAUUGCUUUCUAGCAUUUCCCAUCAUUGACAGAUGGGCUUACCGAUAUACUCCGAUUUGCUUUGCUUACAUACAUGCUACAGUAACAAUCCGUGGUCUUAUAUACACCUGUCAACAAGUUACAGUUAACUUAGUAACUACUCCCAAAAAAGUAUCUGCCGAGGCUGUGUGCGAAGUUGUGCGAGUUCCCAGACACUCGUACCAUCGUGGCCGUGGAACCUAUAGUAGACGAACGAUACUGGAUAUCGGGAGGUUGCAUGCAAAGGUCGCCGACGCAUAUCAGCAAUUUACAUAUAUUCUAACCGAAAAAAAAACACUGAAUAAAUCACCGAUCGAUGCUGCGAAGCUGAUUACAAAACUUGAUCGCGGGAAGGGGAAGGAAUCAAAGAGGACUAGAUAUAUACCGAAUGGAAUUCCCGGUCGUUUCCUAUUUAUUCAAAGGCGAAUAUCUAUUGCGUAUGUAUGUAUGUAUGUCAAGAGGGAUACUGGCCCACAUACAGAACCUACCUAA